GCAUUCAGUUUACAGAGUAACCUCUGUCUGUUUCAAACUUCCAACUCGGCACAAGCAAAAUGACGACCACCGAACACCUUUCCUCGCCGACGUCGCCGGGCGUGGGCACCGUUCCCCUCUCGUCCGCUCUCGGCGAGCUACUCCGCUUCGUCCUCUCCUCCCAUCUUACCGCCCCGGAUCCCGCCCUCCCCCUGUCCCCCUCCUACUGCUCGCGCCUCCUCGACGACGACUUGUGCGAGAAACUGGCGGCGGAGCUUGCCGGGUGCAUCGAGGAGGGGCAGCUCCCAGAACCCCCAGUUGGGUCGGGGGCGUUUAGGAUUCCUGCGGAAGAGGACGGGCCGCGUGAGAGGGAUAGGGAGUGGGAGGCGGUCCUUCUAGAGAAGGGUGCCGAGUUGAAGCGGAUGUAUGAUGGAGUGGAGUUUGUGCUACAUGUUCAAGAACCAUACUUCACUCAACUCAGUGCUGGAACCAAGAAUGUUGAAGGGAGAUUAGCAGCCGGUAAUUACAACCGUAUUACACAAGGUUCUUGGUUGCUCUUCAAUAAAUGCCUUUUGCUUGAAGUUGAGGCAGUUAGAAAAUACAGUUCAUUCUUGGAGAUGCUGCAAGAAGAGAUGAUCUCAAAUGUUCUUCCUGGCAUUUUAUCAAUUGAAGAUGGUGUUAAAGUAUAUAGGAAAUUCUACACAGAGGAAAAGGAAAACUCUAGUGGAGUCUUGGCAAUAUCUGUUUCAAAGCCAGCAAGACAACCUUAUGAAACUAUGACAGGGCUUCUUGCUCGAUUAGGUUAUGAUGGAUUAGGUAGACUCCUCGGUCUGGCAAACACAGCAGGAACAGUUCCGGAUGGAGUUCCUCCUCCAAGAUCCGUACUGAUAUCAUCUUGUAUGAAACUACACCAACCAACUGUGAAAGGUUGUUCUUUAACUGAUGCUGCAAGGGCACUGGCCAAACAUGUUCACAGGAGUAGUGAUGGUUGGUGGGGCAGCCUCCAUGGAAGCGAUCUGAACAAGAAUCAACUGGCAUCUGAAGUCAUUCACUGUUUGCUAAGCGACUGUUGUUGGAUGAAUGUUCAUGUAACUCAGCCCUGUGGGCCUGUUUUUGAAAUCCGUGUCCGUGAAGGUUACGGUGCCAGAUGGUCUCAUAAUGGUUUGAAGUGUGUUGCGCAAUCAUGUCACUGUUCCUUGCCACAUGAUGUGCAGUUCAUUGGAUUUUUGGAGCCGUACACUCCAGAAGGUUUUCUCAACGGAUGGAAGCACUAGAAUUCAAUCUGCAUGUUUUACUGCUAUACACUAGCUCACUUGCAUCGUUUAUCCAUUGUCGUAUUUUCUGAAGAAUGCACCCCUGAAGAUACAUAUAUACCUUGUUUAAGGUUGAAGGAUUAGCUUGUUGUAUUUGUAACAUCUGGAGGUCAGACAAAAGACCAUUCUUGUGACAUUUAGUACUUGCGACGUUUUUCAAAAAAUCUUUUGAAUCUUGUGAGUUGUGACAUCUAA
This is a messenger RNA of Brachypodium distachyon (stiff brome), 1487 nucleotides long. RefSeq lists its product as uncharacterized. Bases 60 to 1253 code for a protein of 397 amino acids. The transcript has 10 exons. The record is from RefSeq and is a predicted model, not a curated record. NCBI's taxonomy places the organism in Eukaryota, Viridiplantae, Streptophyta, Magnoliopsida, Poales, Poaceae.